GCUGCUGCAUUACUCUUCUAUCAUCUUGCACUGAAUACUCAUGGUAUGUCCGAAGGACAGCUCUCUUGUGUGUUCUGAAUGUACCAGGUUGUCCUCAUGAAUACCUCAGUGGAGAAUGUCCAUGAUCUUCUUUGCCUGUGUGGUGCGAGUGAGGGACGGACUUCCCCUCUCAGCCUCCACAGAUUUUCAUUUCAACCAGGACUUUCUGGAAUGCAGAAAGAGAUUAAAGGCGUUAUCCUCAAUUCUGGCGCAGUAUCCAAGUCGAGGCACGGCAAAAGGACGUGACCUUAGCAUACAUUUCCUUUCCUCUGGGGAUAUUGCCUGCAUGGCAAUCUGUUCCAGCAAUUACUCAACCAUCAUGGCGUUUUGCUUCCUGGAAGAGCUCCAGUGGGAGUUUGCUGCUUCUUAUGAUACAACAAGCAUCAGUUUAGCUUCCAGACCGUAUGCUUUUCUUGAAUUUGAUAACAUUAUUCAGAAAGUGAAAUGCCAUUUUAACUGUGCAAGUGGCUCUCGGACGAAGGCCAACUGGGAGAAGAUUGAGGAGGAGCUGAAGUUCUGGCCCCCAGUUCAGCUGAAACUGGAGGAUACGGAGCUGAUGAAUGGGAUGACUAAUGGCGGGCAUGCAGGCGUUCAUGUGGAGGUUGUCCCCACUUACAGAAUGCAGCGUGUGACUCCCCUGGGGAUUCUGUCGCUUGUUCUGAACAUCAUGUGUGGAGCUUUGAAUCUCAUUCGAGGAGUUCACCUAGCAGAGUAUUCAUUUCAGGAGGACCAUGAAGGAAUUGGAAAUGUGAUAGCUUUUUUUCUACCUUUCCUAGCCUGCGUUUUUCAGUGUUACUUGUACCUCUUCUACAGCUCGGCAAGGAAGGUGAAGACGUUUGUACUCUUUUUCUCUGUUUGUUUAUGCAACAUUUACUUGUACGGAUUACGGAACCUCUGGCAAAUAGCCUUUCACAUAGGAGUGGCAUCUCUUUCUUCUUAUCAGAUACUGACAAGGCAACUUAUGGAGAAACAGCCUGACUGCGGAGUAUGAAAAAGGCUUUGGGUUUGCUACUCAUAUUUUUACAACUUUUUUUUUUUUUUGUAUUAAACUGGCCAAAAAUAGCUUGGAAUAUUUUUAAAGAUUUGUGACCUUGGUUAUUGCAAGGAGGAUAUUUCGAAGCAACUUGGAAUGAAGUAGGAUACCGUAAUCAUGUCAAACAUACUGUGAGGAACAUAGCUGUAUUUAACAUGGCAUGUGGUAAUGGUGCAUGGUAGAUUUUGUCAGGUGUCAUCAACAGAUGGAGGUUCUCCUUAUCACAAACAGGCUUCUACUCCUUGACUAACACCAUCGAGACAGCAUUUUGCCAUUUAUCUUACGGGCUUUGUAACAGUUUGGCAGGUCAGUGUCUUGCCCUGCCGAUGCUUCCAAAAAUAUUAAAAUUGUGUAGUAAAAUGAAGGUAAAGUGGUGGGUAACAUUUUUGUCUAUAGAAUUUGUUAAGCAUUAAGAUUCCUGGUAAAUGUAAGUAAAGGAGUUGUUUGCCAUAAUUAGAUGAGUUCAAUAUCAGUGGGGAAAAUUAUUAGGAUGAGCUUCCGGGUAAUUUUUCUAUGUUUUGAAGGAAAGGAAAAGGCUGUGGCUCUUUAAAAAUAACAGCUAUAAAUAUCUCCUAGCUAAACAGCGCAUCGUAGUUAAGUAUGUGCUCAUUGGUUAAUUGCAAAUAUGCUUGGGGCAGCAUAAAAUAAAGCAAGUGAACAUAAGUGAUCUUUCAGCUCAAGUGGCCUUUAUUUCCUUGGUUAAGGUCACUCUUAGUAUAAGGGCAAUUCUGUGUUUGUGUGGUCUGUACGGAUAAUAAAUCUUCCAAGGCUACUUAUGACAGGCCACUGACUCCUUCACCUUUUUAAAAAAAAAAAAAACAAAACAAAAACGUAUAGCUGGUGAGUAGAAAGCCAUUUCCAGUAAUGGAAAGCAAGAGCAGGUUCUCUUUAUUAUAUAAAACACCUUUAGUUAAUGGUGUUGAGUUCUUACACUAAGAUGAAUUUCUGAGUGUGCACUUUUGAAUAUAGUACUUAAGAGCUGAAAUUCUUAACCUCUGCUGCACUGGGUGUUCUUGUGUGUAAUGUAUUGAGGUGCAUAUGGGCAUUUUUAGGACAUAAAUGAAUAACUUAGGCUGUCUGUUUAAAAAAAAAUGCGUAGCAUUUUGAUGCAGCUGUCCUUGAAGGGUUGUAGAGACUCAGACUGAGAAGAUGUAGAGAGCUGUAGGUGUGUUGUCGUGGAAGUGUGGUCCUAGGUUUUCUUUCAUUUUUUUUAAGAAACUGGUUUCUGGUCGACCCAUUUCUUCCACCAGAUAUCUCUCACCAAAGAUUUAUUUUCCUCUCACAUAGGCUUUACCUCUAAUGGUUGCAAAGGGAUUAACAUGCUGCAGAGUUGUCUUCCUGAGUUUGCAGAAAUGCUUAACAAAAUUGCUUUCUUGCAUCUCGGUGAAUUUUCCUGAAAUCUUUUGAUGCAAACACGAGUAUCAGUAGACUGCUAGACCAGAUACCUGUGGUGCUGUACCUUGGAAGCGCUUCUGCGAUGCAGCUGACUGCACCAACACCACUGAUAGGCAGCCCAUUACAACCUGGACAGUUUCUAGGACAUCAAGGGACUUGGUGCCAGAGCUUCUUCCAGUAGUAAAAUGUAGGUAUUUCUCUUCCAUCCCAUGUUAGCCCAUUUACUGUAACAGUAACGUAAUGAAAUCCUUUCAGCUGUGAGGAAUAGUCUAGUAGGAAUGGUGGAGAAGUAUUUUAGCCAGCCAGUUCAGAGCUAGAACUGUGUGCCAUAAGGGAAUACUCUUCUAAGGGAGUGGAUUAAAAUUGCUUGUCUGUCAUUACCCCAGUUUUCUGCCAGAGUGUAAGUGGAGAAAUGAAGCCAGAAUUCAGCCAUUGUCCUCAAGACACCCAGGUGACCCCACAGGUGGGAGGGUUUUAGAACUGACAAGAUUUAAGUUUUCAUGUUGUUUAGUCCCAGCUUUACUUGGUAAGGUACUCUUAAGAGACUGCAGGGAGCUAAGCCACGAGUUUGGAUUACAAGUUUAAAAAAAACCCAAAACCACACACA
Molecule: messenger RNA, 3074 nt
Organism: Egretta garzetta (little egret)
Lineage: Eukaryota; Metazoa; Chordata; Aves; Pelecaniformes; Ardeidae
Gene: SEC22C
Product: SEC22 homolog C, vesicle trafficking protein
Exons: 7
Coding region: 116-1030 (304 amino acids)
Biological process (GO): endoplasmic reticulum to Golgi vesicle-mediated transport
Source: RefSeq, a predicted model, not a curated record